AUGUUCCUCGUGGGACUUACUGGAGGCAUUGCCUCCGGUAAAUCAACGGUUGCAGACAUGUUUCGAAAUCGUGGCGUCAUCGUUAUAGAUGCCGACUUGGUUGCACGCAAAGUUGUCAGGAAAGGAACAGAUGUUCACGCUGCAAUAACGGAAGUGUUUGGACCUGACGUUUUGUCUCCCGACGGUGAGAUCGAUCGUCGAAAGCUUGCGGACAUGAUUUUUCCGAAUAAACGCCUUCGUCAAACUUUGAACAAGCUUACGCAUCCGGCCAUCUACAGGGAAAUGGCAUGGGAAGCAUUCAGGCAUUUCCUGCGUGGCACCCAAUUCAUUAUUCUCGAAUUACCAUUGUUGUACGAGAGUGGUGCAAGUUUACCAUUUCUUCACAAGGUUAUUGUCGUCACCUGCUCUGAGACUGAACAAUUGGAGCGUUUGAUGCGUCGCAAUGAUUUGGACGAGGAAGCGGCUGCAAUGAGGAUUGCAGCGCAGAUCCCACUUAAUGCGAAGGCGGAGUUGGCUGAUUACAUAAUCGAUAACGAUUCGUACAGUAUCGCGCGCACUGAGCAUCAAGUGGAGGAAAUUCUUGUUCACCUGAAAUCUUCAAAGGCGCAUUGGUUAGCGAGGAUCGCUGCUGGUGCCAUUGUGGUUGCUACAACUGUUGGUGCUGUGAAACUUGCAUGUCGAGUAUUCAAAGUUGUUGAAGUCAAAAAUCUGUUUAUUUGAGCAGUAGAUCGCGUGCUUAUUACUGUAUUUACGCGAUUAUGUUUCGCUCAAGACUCCGUACCGCAGCCGAUUUGAAAAAGAAUUUUUUAACAGACAAAUUCUACUUACGGAUGUACAAAACCUGACGAUUUUCCUGGAACCGUGUGCCAACUCUGGAGAUACACUGCAAUCUUCACUACCUCACUCUCAGCCUAUCCACUGUAUUUUGAAUGGUUGUGACAGAACCUACUUCAGACCAUUUCCUUGGUCGACAUUAUUGUCGCUCAGUGCAUCUCGAACAUCGGUUGCACCCGAAUUUCGAAGGGAAUUUUUUUUUACGGAAAGAAGAGGGGUAUAGAAUCGCGUAAAUACUGUAUUUAAAAUUAAGUUCGAAGAUUUACUGUAUUCACUUGUUACAGCUUUAGCUACCUCUUUUGUGGCGACUUGGUCAUUGCGGAAAUUCGCACUCAAAUUAGCAUUCUUUUGAAAGAAUUUUGUCAUCCCUUCUCCUUUUGAAUUUUAUCUUGUGGGCUUUGUUGAACAGCGAACAAUGAGAUGGCUGUGGGAUAUCAAAUUGGUUUCUGGUGAUUUUUUUUAAUAUGAAAGAUGAUCAUUCGUUGAAA
Notodromas monacha is the source of this 1322-nucleotide messenger RNA. The record is from the annotation of a GenBank genome assembly. Lineage: Eukaryota; Metazoa; Arthropoda; Ostracoda; Podocopida; Cyprididae.